AUGAAGGCUAAACGGGUCUUUGUUCAGCCCAUUAUGAAACAACUCUUCGAGAAUUUGGACACCUCCGAUUCUCAAGAGCCACCAACAGCCGUUGGUUUUGGAGAUCAUCAUCAACGAUUUGGUCGCACAGUAGAGGAUGCUAACAGUGGUGAACAAUCACCCUGUACACCCACUGAAGGGUCUGGCUUUCAUUUCAAUGAUAACAUCUUCUCAACUCCAAAGCUCUGCCCUCCCACUCCAACUAAAACACCAGCCACCACAGCUCUAAAACCCAACACCAACACAAAAUCAAUGGCAAGCCUUAAAACACCAUUGUUUGAUUCGGAGAGUGAGGAGAGUGAUAGCGGUGAUGAAAACAAGUUUGUCAUUCGCUCGCCUGUUCAACUCAAGCACUCGGCUCAUCAAUCAAGACCCAAUCGUUUUAAGAUUCAACCAACACCUUUAUCCAAGACUCCUUUCCAUAACAAUAGAUCUCCUCUUGCUCCUGUUCCUCCAAUGACCACUACUACCACUGCCAAUACUAUCAAUCCAACCUCAACCACAUUGUUUAUGGAACCCACACUCAAAGCAUCCCAUCAACCAAAAGCUCAUCGCGACUUUUCACUUGUAAGCCCAAUGGCCAACAAGAAUUCUUCACACAAACAACAUCACUCAUCAUCGCUCAGCAAUAGAAACAGUGCAAAACCUAAUUUUGUGUUGUUAGCCCAAAAUAAUGAUCGUGAGGACGAUGAUGAAUUGACACCUCCUGGUCUCAGUAAGAAGAGACCAUUUGACGCCAUUCGAAGUCCUGCAAGCACAAAAAGUUACAGUGGCAGUGAUUACAGCAGUAGUAGUAUUAGUGGAGGCAGCAGUACCAAACAUUCUCUCUUGGGUGGCACUCCUAAUUUCAAUUUUGAUGAACAUACCAUGAUGCCUCCUUCUGGAUCCUCUUCGUGUUCUUCUCCUGAUUCCAAAGUGGUUCCUCCUCCCUGUAAAAAAGUUACAAGUUAUAUGGAUUUGUCGAGUGACGACUUUGCUUCCCCAAGCAAUGUUGCCGUGAUGCGUCCACCUCCCAGCACCAUCAAACCAAAACAUGGUGCUACUCCCUCGACAACCUCGCCAAUUGCCUCAAUGAAUUGGUUUGCAAGCCCCUCUGUUUCCAAUAACCCUUCGAAUCCUUUAUUGGAAACUCCAAUUAUUGAGACGACACCUCCCUCACCAAUUCUUUUCAGCAGCAAUACAUCUUCUCAACAACCUUCAAGCUCUACCUAUUUCCAAAGUCUCACAGAGACUAAACAUCUUGCCAAAAACAAUCCUGUCACCUCUCCAAUCCUCAAAACGUCAUCAACUCUUCAAGAUGUUUUCCACUCUAGUAAAUCAGUUUCUGAUUUUGAUUAUGAUGCCAUUGUUGACGGUUCAGAUGGAAUGAUCAGUGAUGACGACAAUGGAUCUCUUGAAGAUUUCAACGAUUUGCAAAGCCAAAUGCAACCUUCUACUCCACCUAGAGCUACACUCUCUCAAUCCACCUCUCCAUCCAUGUUAAAUAUUCAAUUGGUUCCAGGUCGUUUAAACGUUACUGAAGAAGUGCAUGAAAAUCCAUUUUCUCCCGAACGAAAUUUCAAAAAGACAAAACCUGAAGAUGAUUUCUUUUCAAUUAAUGAUGAUAAGAAUACUUCUUCGUAUCUUCAAGGAAAACUCACAUCUACUGUAAAGAAAUCUUCGAAAAAGAAGAGACAAUCAGAAAUUACUGACUCUUCACAUAAUAUAAGUGAGGUGGAUCCGAUCUUUGAAGUUUACUUUUCCAGAUAUUUGGAAGAAUUCGAAGAACUUGGAGUUUUAGGAGACGGCUGCUUUGGUAAGGUCACAAAGGCCAAGAACAGAUUCGAUGGCAUGUGUUAUGCGAUUAAAACCAUGAAGAGGAAAAUCAAAGGAUCCAAAGAUAAGGACAAGAUUCUUAAAGAAGUCCAAGCUCUCGCAACCCUUGUAGAUAAUCCAUACCUUGUAAGAUAUUAUAGUUGUUGGAUUGAAGGAAAACUUCCUCAAUUUAGUCUAUUUUUACAAACUGAACUUUGUGAAGGAGGAUCCUUAGCCAGACGAGUUGGCAAGCAUUCCUUUUCAGAGAUGGAGUUGAUUGACCUGAUGAGACAACUUGCCUCUGGACUUAUGCAAAUGCAUGGACAAAACAUUGUUCAUCUCGAUUUAAAGCCUGACAAUAUUUACAUUAGUUGUGCUCAGGAAGACAAGCCAAGAUAUAAAAUUGGAGAUUUAGGCCUUGCUGCAAGCUCAUUGGAAACUCUGCAGGAUGUCAUGGAAGGUGACUCUCGAUACCUUGCAAAGGAAUUAUUGGGCAAUGAAAAUGGAAAUAUUGACUUGACUAAGGCAGACAUUUUUUCUCUUGGUGCCACAAUUUAUGAAUGUGCAAUUGGAAGAUCUUUACCAACUAAUGGAGCUGAGUGGCAUGAAAUUAGAAAUGGAAAUUUGAAAGAUUUACCCAUGCAUUACUCGAACAUGUUCAAAGAUGUAUUACUUUCUCUGAUGCACAUUGAUCCAUCACAGAGACCUUCUGCCUAUCAUUUGUUACAACAUCCAAUUUUUGCUCAACAAAAGUUGUCAGAGAAUGAGCUCAUUCAGACCAUUCAACACCAACAAAAUAUCAUUAUCAAAUUGAAGGAACAAGAAGCUAUUUUACGAAGAAAAAUUGAAGAAUUGGAGAGCUAUGGAACGAGGAAAAAUUGA
Molecule: messenger RNA, 2715 nt
Organism: Naegleria fowleri
Lineage: Eukaryota; Heterolobosea; Eutetramitea; Acrasida; Naegleriidae
Exons: 1
Coding region: 1-2715 (904 amino acids)
Biological process (GO): protein phosphorylation
Molecular function (GO): ATP binding; protein kinase activity
Source: RefSeq, a predicted model, not a curated record